This is a messenger RNA of Callithrix jacchus (white-tufted-ear marmoset), 3288 nucleotides long. It is a transcript of the gene STRN4, whose product is annotated as striatin 4. The record is from RefSeq and is a predicted model, not a curated record. Gene Ontology annotation, cellular component: dendrite. Lineage: Eukaryota; Metazoa; Chordata; Mammalia; Primates; Cebidae. Gene Ontology annotation, molecular function: calmodulin binding; protein phosphatase 2A binding; protein-containing complex binding.
UGACCUGCCUCGGUCAUGUGGCAAGUAAGUGUCUACAUUGGGCCUGGAGCUCUGGCUGUCCUGGGAUGGAGUGGUGGAGUGCUUGGGGAGAAGCCAGGGUUGAGCCCUGAGCCAGGGCUUUGGCACAAGGGCUUCCAGACCAUGGUCAGGAGCCAGGAUCCUGCCUGGAAGGCAGUGGGCCCAGUGUCUCCAAAUGACCUGUUGACAGACUGGAGCAGACGGCGCCGCUCAAACCAAGACGGUGUGAAGUGCUCGGCAGGGGUCAUUCUGCGGCCCAUUUCCCUCACACCCAGGGUGGAAUGCAGUGGGAUGGCGAAGGCCUGGCUAGUCAAGCUUUCUUGUGUUGGAGUGGGAGCCGAGCCGAGCCACCCACUCUUGUCCCUAAGCUCCAGAAGUAGCUUCCUACGCCUCCCAGAGACAGAUGCUCUGGCACAGGUGGCCUUCCUCCAGGGAGAGAGGAAAGGGCAGGAGAAUCUCAAGACGGACCUGGUGCGGCGGAUCAAGAUGCUAGAGUACGCGCUGAAGCAGGAAAGGGCCAAAUAUCAUAAACUGAAGUUUGGGACAGACCUGAACCAGGGGGAGAAGAAAGCAGAUGUGUCAGAACAAGUCUCCAAUGGCCCCGUGGAAUCGGUCACCCUGGAGAACAGCCCACUGGUGUGGAAGGAGGGGCGGCAGCUUCUCCGACAGUACCUGGAAGAGGUGGGCUACACAGACACCAUCCUCGACAUGCGAUCUAAGCGUGUCCGUUCCCUGCUGGGUCGCUCACUGGAGCUCAACGGGGCAGUGGAGCCAGGUGAAGGGACCCCCAGGGCUCCACCAGGCCCUCCGGGGCUCAGCAGUGGGGAGUCGCUGCUGGUGAAACAGAUCGAGGAGCAGAUAAAGAGGAACGCGGCAGGCAGAGAUGGCAAAGAGCGCUUGGGCAGCUCGGUGCUGGGGCAGAUCCCCUUCCUGCAGAACUGCGAGGACGAAGACAGCGACGAGGAUGAUGAGCUGGACAGCGUGCAGCACAAGAAGCAGCGUGUGAAGCUCCCAUCCAAGGCCCUGGUGCCCGAAAUGGAAGACGAGGACGAGGAGGACGACUCUGAGGAUGCCAUCAACGAGUUUGACUUCCUGGGCUCAGGAGAGGACGGGGAAGGGGCUCCAGACCCUCGGCGGUGCCCCAUGGAUGGGAGCCCCCACGAGCUGGAAAGCCGUCGGGUCAAACUCCAAGGCAUCCUGGCUGACCUGCGGGAUGUGGAUGGGCUGCCGCCAAAAGUGACCGGCCCACCUCCUGGCACACCCCAGCCCCGGCCACACGAAGGUUCCUUUGGCUUCUCCUCAGACGUCUUCAUCAUGGACACUAUCGGGGGCGGGGAGGUGAGCCUGGGGGACUUGGCAGAUCUCACCGUCACCAACGACAACGACCUCAGUUGCGAUCUGUCUGACAGCAAAGAUGCUUUUAAGAAGACGUGGAACCCCAAGUUCACCCUGCGCUCACACUAUGACGGCAUCCGCUCUCUGGCCUUCCACCACAGCCAGUCGGCUCUGCUCACUGCCUCCGAGGAUGGCACGCUCAAGCUCUGGAACCUGCAGAAGGCGGUCACGGCCAAGAAGAAUGCGGCGCUAGAUGUGGAACCUAUCCAUGCCUUCCGGGCUCACAGGGGACCAGUGUUGGCCGUGGCCAUGGGCAGCAACAGCGAAUACUGCUAUAGUGGAGGGGCGGAUGCCUGCAUCCACAGCUGGAAGAUUCCAGACCUCAGCAUGGAUCCCUACGAUGGCUACGACCCAAGCGUGCUGAGCCACGUCCUGGAGGGCCACGGCGAUGCCGUGUGGGGCCUGGCCUUCAGUUCUGCCUCCCAGCGCCUGGCCUCCUGCUCCGCCGAUGGCACCGUCCGCAUCUGGGACCCCAGCAGCAGCAGCCCGACCUGCCUCUGCACCUUCCCCACAACCAGCGAACACGGGGUCCCCACCUCAGUGGCCUUUACCAGCACCGAGCCUGCCCACAUCGUGGCCUCCUUCCGCUCUGGCGACACCGUCUUGUAUGACCUGGAGGCUGGCAGUGCUCUCCUCACACUGGAGUCCCGGGGCAGCAGCGGUCCAACCCAGAUCAACCAAGUGGCGAGUCACCCAAACCAGCCUCUCACUAUCACCGCCCACGACGACAGGGGCAUCCGCUUCCUGGACAAUCGGACAGGUAAACCGGUGCACUCCAUGGUUGCACACCUGGACGCAGUCACCUGCCUAGCCGUGGACCCCAAUGGCGUAUUCCUGAUGUCAGGAAGCCAUGACUGCUCCCUGCGUCUCUGGAGCCUGGACAACAAAACGUGCGUGCAGGAGAUCACAGCCCACCGCAAGAAGCACGAAGAGGCCAUCCAUGCUGUCGCCUGCCACCCCAGCAAGGCCCUCAUCGCCAGUGCUGGCGCCGAUGCCUUGGCCAAGGUCUUCGUAUGAUGCCCACCUGGCCCUGCCCUGGCCGACACGCUGGCUGGGGAGUGGGGCCGGGCAGGUGGGGCUGAGGGUCUCCCAGCCUCACUGGAGGUGCAGAGGCCUGGCCUCUGCCUGUCUGCCAUGGAGCCUGGUGGUGCUAACGGCCCUUUCCCCAGGAAUCCCUCCCCCACGGCUGCCUUCCCCAAGCAUCCAGCCUGGGGAUGGGCCCGUUUCAGGAAUCACCCCCGAGGAUGGCCUCGGGGCUUCCCCCUGUGCCCUGACAGCUGUUCCUGGUAGCAGAGCUGCCUUGGGGAGGGCAGCACAGCCAGGGCCAGGUGUCUUUAGGGAUCAGUUUCUCCAAGACACCAGAAGGUGCCAGGUUCUCCCCUUGAGCUCCUGCUCCCCUAACCCCAUCCUCCCAGAGCUGUGCAGGAGCUGUGCUGGGAGAAUGGGUGGCAGCUGGGAGCCUUGGGCUGGCUGCGCCUUCCCUCCGGCCCUCUUCACUGCUUUCCAGACACUAACCAAGGCCCAGGGAUUGCCCAAGACUCCUAGGGCAGACCUCCCAGUACUCCACGGGGGUCGCCCAUGGGCAGAGACAGCCUUGUGCCCCUCCCUGGGGUGUGGAGGGUGGAGUGGGCCCCUGGGCCCACCUGAACUCCCUGUAUAUCUGUAUAAAUAACAGGAUUUUCAUGCCACCCCACCUGCGUUGUCACUGUGUGAUGGUCUCAGUCAGUCUGUCCCUGCCUCCACUCUUUCCUCUAUUUAUUUCACUUUCUUGUUUCCUGCACCCUCGGUCCCCUUCCAGGUUCCUGUUUAUAAGCCCCAUCCUCUCUGCCCCCAUCUUGUAUGUGAAAACUUGUCUCAAUAAACCCUUUGGAGUAA